Molecule: messenger RNA, 1982 nt
Organism: Mangifera indica (mango)
Lineage: Eukaryota; Viridiplantae; Streptophyta; Magnoliopsida; Sapindales; Anacardiaceae
Exons: 3
Coding region: 179-1669 (496 amino acids)
Source: RefSeq, a predicted model, not a curated record
GGAUCAUAUUUGCAGAAUAAUAUUUAUUUUUUUAAUUAAUUAAAUGAUUACUAAAAUUCCCUUCAAACAGAGUGGGACUAGCUCAAAUACGCGGGGUACGCAUAAUGAAUCUACGCAUCAUCGGCCUUGAUAAAAAGUACUCUCAGUGUCUACGAGCUCGCCGGACCCGAAACAAGCAAUGACAACGACAGAAGACGACGACGACGAGGGAUUCGGGGAAUUCACGUUCGCGCCAAUCACCGUCCAUUCAAAUCCCAAAACCAGCGGUUCCGAUCUUCAAGAUAAAAUUGAUGACGAUUGGGGCGAUUUUGUUACACCCGCUUCGUUCUCCCGCUGCGAAACGGUCCCUGUAAAAUCACUGGAUCCGAUUCAUUUGUCCGUAGAUCGCCGAGCUGAUAGCUUGAUAAAUGAUGUGGCGCAGCCUGACUUGGUCCCGAGUCGGAAUCGGGUUCAGUGGGAGAAAACCAGGGGCACGUUGCCGUUAUCGUUGUUUGGAGAGGAAGAGAAGGAAGACGAAUCAAGUGAGCCGGGUUUAUUAUUUAAUGGUGCAACCGAGUUGAAAAAAACCGAGAAGAAGGUGGGAUCGGAGUUAAAUAUGAGCGAUCUGAUUUCGAAUUUAUAUGCUGUGAGCGAGCCGAGCAAGGUGGUAAGUGGUACGGGUCAGAAUUUGGACUCAAAUGGAUUGGGUUUGAAGAGAACUGCAUCGAAUUUGGAUUCAAACGGUUCGGGUUUAAAAUUGGAAAAUUGGGAUUCUUAUGGGUUGAAAUCAGAAUCAAAGGGGUUGGAUUUGAAGAGAAGUGUGUCGAAUUUUGAAAUAAACGGGUCGAGUUUAAAAUGGGAGGAUUGGGGUUCUUAUGGGUUGAAUUUGGAUUCAAAAGGGUCGGACUUGAAGGGAAGUGUAUCGAAUUUGGGUUUGAAUGGAAUGGAUUCGAAGAUUAAUUUGGAUUCAAAUGGGUUUAAUCCAGUUUUGGACGAGGAUGAUGAUGGGUGGGAAUUCGAGGCUGCAGAGACUAAAUUACCAAAUGGAGAUUUUAAUUUUAAGAGUCAACACGAGGUGAAACCUGAAAAUGUAUCAAUGCCAAAUGUUGGACUUAAUUCAAGUUGGAAUGUGUGGGGUUCAAACUUAAAUGGGUUAAGUUCAAGCGUUAAUGGAGUAAAUAAGUAUGCAAACGGAUUUAGUUCAAGUUUAGUUGACAAAAGUGAGGAUUUUGAAGAUGAUGAUGAGUGGGAAUUUAAGGAUUCAAAACCAGAACCAUGGUCCAGCGAUAGCAAUAGUAAGGUGGAAGUUAAACAUUUCACAGAUUGGAGUAGAAUUAGUCUACUUAAAGGCUGCCCAAGAUCAGAGUCAGCCAAAGGACAGGUUUAUGACUUACCUUGUGCAGUGAAGUUACAUGAGUCAGGGAUAAAGUUUAAGGGUAUUAUUAAAGAAGAGCAGAGCUUACUUGAUAUAGAAUUCAAAAAGCGAAAACAGUUGAUCCCAUUUUUUAAAGUCCAUGAAUUGAAGAUACCACAGCUAAUUGUAGCUGACGACACUGAACUUCUACUCAGAAACAUUAUUGCUUUGGAGCAAUGUGUUAUCAGUACUAACGAGGAUGUGAAUUUGCUUGUUGGAAGUCAAAUUUAUUUCAAAUUUUAUGGGGGACAAUGCUUCAGUAACAAAUAUGUUUAACAAACUUAAUCAAAAUUUACCCGCAAGCCCAUCGUCAUACCAUCGCAUAUUCAAGCAGCUCAAAUAGCACUACAAAAAUCCUUAGAACAGAACCAAGGCAACUUUGAAAAGAGUAUAUUUCAGCAAUCUAUGGAGAGGCACAGCAACUGUCGCAGCAAUAAUACUUUUGUUUCUUACUAUUGUACAAACUAUGUGUUCUAUUUUGCAAAUUAUGUAAUCUUAAUUAAUUCUUGUAUUAGAUCCAGAAUCUACUUGUACUAUUGUAAUAUUCAGUUUCAAGUUCCUUGUUUUUAUAAGAAUAUGUGUUUGAAUA